Molecule: messenger RNA, 6268 nt
Organism: Bactrocera dorsalis (oriental fruit fly)
Lineage: Eukaryota; Metazoa; Arthropoda; Insecta; Diptera; Tephritidae
Gene: beat-IIIc
Exons: 6
Coding region: 807-2378 (523 amino acids)
Source: RefSeq, a predicted model, not a curated record
UGCUGCCGAGGAAAUUCAGUCAUUACAGACGCGCGCGCUAAGAAGGUUCGUUACAUACGGAUAUUCACUGUUAGAGAGUAAUUCAAAUCUUUCAAAUUCAAAUAUAACCACUGUGUAAAAAACAGCUAUAAAAAAAAUUUACACGUGUAUUUGUGCGUUGUCGGGUUUGGCAUGAACCAUAGUUAAUCGCCGUUGAUUGACAGUUUGCCAAUUUGAAAUCGAAAGUGCUGUUCGCAACCAUUGCCAUAUUGCGCUUUGGCUAUAAUUAACGGUUACACUGGUUAACGGAGCCGUAUAAAUUGAAAGAAAAUAUUUUUGGAAAUACAAAAAAUAACGGUAAAACGUAAUACCUUUAAAGGGGAUUAAGUGUAUGGUUUAGCUAAAAAGAGCAAAAUUUUAAUGAGAUUCGAAACUACACAUGUAUCUACAAAUCUCCGACCCAAUUUUGGCUUCAAUUGGAAUGUUUUGAGUGCUUUGCUCACAGCAUAAACCGUUAAAGUGAAUUUUACUGCCAAAAACGGAAACAACAUAAAAGUAAACAAACGUAAACAAGCAUUGUCGUUUGUCCUUUUCAAUUUAAAAUCAACAGUACAUGUGUGCAUUUUAGUAGUGUUAAUAACAGUUAAUUGAGAGGAGCACAAAGAGCAAAAGUGAUCGUUUCUUGAUUUUCCAGUGUCACGACACCAACGAAUUUAUUGUCGUCUUGGAAUGCUAUCAAAUUACAACAAAAUUGUCUGAGUUCAUAAUUGUGGCGAUUUCAGCACUUCACUGAAUAUUUUCGUAAGUUCUACAAAAAAGCACUCACAAUGUGGCACUGGCUGGAAAUUGCAUUGAUAUUCCUCAUCUUACAAGAUUACACACAAAGUUUGCGGCUGGUCGAAGUGCGAAUACCAAAUUACGUGGUUAAGGGUUCAUCAGCACAACUGGAAUGCCUCUAUGAUUUGGACGGCGAGUCGCUGUACUCGGUGAAGUGGUACAAGGACGGCAACGAAUUCUAUCGAUACGUGCCACGAGACAUGCCACCAGCACAAACGUUUUUGCUGCCGGGUGUAGCAGUUGAGCUUCACAACUCCAGCGAUGCCAUAGUUACGCUGCACAAUGUCAACCUACAGUCGGCGGGUCGCUUCCGCUGCGAGGUUUCCGGUGAAGCGCCUUCUUUUCAGACAGUCACUGAACAUGGCGAUAUGGUUGUGGUUUCUUUACCUGAUCAGGGUCCACCGAAAAUUACUGGUGGCCGUCCACGCUACCAAGUCGGCGACUGGGUGCGCGUAAACUGUACAGUUGGCCGCUCAAAGCCAGCCGUUGAUCUAUCAUGGUUCGUUAAUGGUGAACCAGUUGAACCGCGUACUUUGAGAAAAUAUCCUUCAGUUAUAUCUGGACGUGAAGGCUUGGAAACUUCCAUCUUAGGCUUGCAGUUUCGGGUUGAACAGCAUCAUUUUCGAAACAGCGAUAUGAAACUAAAGUGCGUUGCAUCGCUGUCCACCUUGUAUUGGCGCAGCAACGAAGAAUCCGUCGAGGGCGAUCGCCCGCAAAAAGCGCCCGUCUUAGAGUCGCGCGAAACCGUUUACGCCAGCAAUUCGCGCGCCGAUCCAGUGCAAGGUAUGUCACUCCGGGAAAUAUUUGUUACCAAAAUCUUAUCGUUUUUCAUUCAACCAAAUGCAGCCAGCAAAACGGACUCACAUCUAGUGGCGCAUGCGCCCAGUUUGUUGCUGUUGCUGCUGGUGGCGACGGCCGUUUCCAGCGGCUGCCUCGAACAGUUGCACAUGUGGCAGCAGUUGUUCACCAAACAGCCAACACUGCGCCCGCACGACAAUUGUAUGCAACAGCAGCAGCAACAACAACAACAAAAACGAAACGACAUCGAGCACUGCGCGCAACAGCAAAAUGAACAAGUAACAACGCAGCAAGAGCGACAUGAACAACAACAACGAAAGACGGAGAAGCAAUUAAUGCAAUGGCAACUGCAGCAGCAACAGCUUGUAAACCGAAUUGUUGCCGGCGAAAUCAAUCAGUUGAUGAGCACAGAAUACCAAGCUAUAAUACCACUGUUCCAAUGCCAGCGGCAGCAGCAGCAACAACAACACAGCCAACACUGGCAACAACAACCAGCGGAGAAUCAAGUGUGCCGACAGCAUUGGCAUGUUAAUGAGAACAAUGAAGGCGUGGUACGGAAAUGCAAAAGCGCGCACGAAUUGAAAUUUGUUAAUUUAUGUGCGGAAAUGCUGCCGGCAUUGACAGCAAUGACAACAACAUCCGCCGCGGCGGCAUAUGCCACUUUCGCCGCUGCUCAUUGCGACGCGGAUGCAGUGGAUGCCGCCGAUGUUGUCACAGCUGUCGCCGCGGCAUUGCCAAUUAAACGAUUGCUGGCUGUGAGGUAACUGCGCUGCGCAGCGGUGAAAGAAAUGUAAGCGAAAAGAAAGGCUACUCUACCAUAACUGGACUGUCGCGUCGCAAUGCUGCAGGGUAACGAGCCAUGCAACUGAGCUAUUGGCCAAAUACAAGAACAAGCGAAAGAAGGACAAAAAUGAAAAGUGUAAAUUUAAUUUCAACAAAUUCGAAGGACGGCAGUCGAAUGGAACUGCUGCCGCUGACGCUUUCGAUUUCAAAUUACAGUUACGGCGAAAAAAUUGAAAACUUCAUUUGAAACCAAUUUGCGUAAAUAAAAUGCAGUAAAUGAAAAUCCAACAGAUUAAUUAUUUAAAGCAAAUUUUUUUCAAAAAAGUGAAAUUACCAAAAUUAAAAUUAUGUACAUAUAAUAUGGAGAAUGCAAAUCAAAACUGCACGCUUGUGAGUUGAUAGUUUAGGUGUACGGGCGUGUGUGAGUGAAUGUGAUAUAAAUGUUUGUGUGUGUUUGCAAGCGUGUAAGAUCAAUUCGAGAGCAGUUAGAAACAGCGAAAAUGCUUAUAAGUAUGUAUAUGUGAAUAUAAAUGAAAAACAACUACUGAAUUUUUAUUAAAUUUAUUUAAAAUGAAUGGAAAACAUUUAAAAUAGUUGUAAUUCAAUUACCAUAAAGUUAGAAUUAGACUCAAUGUCUAGUCUAAAUGAACAAUGAACAUUUACAUACAUAACAUACAAAUUACUGUUAAAUGUAAUUAGCUAGCAAAAAAUAAAAAUUGAACAAAAAUAUAAUUGUUAUAUUUGUUAAGAGGUGGUGAAGUGCAACGAGAUGUGGACGGAGCCAUUUAAGGGAAUAUGUAAGUGCUCCUUCGAAAAUUAAAAAUUUAUUUGAGGUCUUCUGAAUUAAAUACAUAAAAAAUGCAUUACGUAUUCCAUAUAUGUAUAUAUAUAUAACUGUCACGUUGAUUUAACGGGUAGCGAAACGUACUUACAAAGUUACACAAGGAAAGUAUCUGCGACCCUUGAGAGUAGUGUUGACUUUGAAUUUGCUUUUGACUAUGAUAUUAUUGACUUAUUUAGAGUAAACGUGAAAAUUAGCGAGCAGCACAGUAAUACGAGAUGUGUUCAAAAAGUAUCGCGAAUUUGUGGUUUUUCAAAAAUUAUUUAUUUAUUCAUGAAUAUCUAUUUUGUCCCCUUCAAAGUAAUCCCCAUGAGAUAUUAUGCACUUGUGCCGACGGUUCGGCACGAUGUCGUCUUUAUCUCGUGAAGAGAAGCGUAACGUCGUCCUUUCAUGGGCCUCUUCAGUUUAGGGAAAAAGAAAAAUUCACAGGGGGCCAGAUCUGGGGAAUACGGUGGCUGCGGCAUCAUUAGUGUGUUGUUUUUGGCCAAAAAGUCGCGCACAAGCAACGAUGUGUGAGCAAAAAUCGAUCCAAAACACGUGCAAGCAAAGCAGCUGUCAACAAUUAAAUGAACAUUCACAAUGGCCGAGCUUGUCGGUAUAAGUGACGCCACAAAAAAUUCGAAAUUCGAAUAUACGUAACCCGCGAAAAUUCAAAAUUCGCAAUACUUUUUGAACACACCUCGUACAUCGUAAUAACCAUCUGAAAACAUAUUUUAUUUGUGUGUUUCCUAGUACCAGCCAGUCCAAAAACUGAUUCUGAUUUUAUUACACAACAUACCAUAGUAGUUAUCGACGAGUGUUUAUUGAAGAUUAUAGUAUUCAAAUUUUCGAAAUUUGCUUGAAAUUCAUUGUCGCUUUAUUGCCGUAUGUUGUUGUAUUUCCUUCCAAUCACCAAUAACGUACGGCCUGAAGAUAUCAAAAACUAUUCGAGAAAAAUUUGGUAUUACUGUUUAAAUCAUUUAGAGCCUCGGAGAAGGUAGUUUUUGGCAACAAAUAGUUCCUAUACUUUCUGAGAUACUCUGUUUUUAUUCGGACGAACUUUUUCUUCUUCACUAAACUGUCUUGAAAUAUUUAUGCUGAGCUUUGAGUUUUAAAUUUUCUAAGUUACCUUAAUAGAUAUCUGUAACUUUUGCUAUUAAUUGUGAACUAUGACAUGGAAGAAAAACACUAAAAACACAGCAGCUUUAAUUUCCUUCCAUAAAUUUUUCUCCAUACAUAACUCUAACAUUUUUGAUCAAUUCUGUUUGUAAUUGCGGAAAAAUUUCGUUUGUUAUUCGUUAAGAACCAACAGAAUACUAUCUUAUGUGUAGUUGUGUCAAUUAUCUCAAAUAUUUAAAGCCAGCUCUCAGCUGUCUUUCAAGGGCCGUACAUAUAGAAGUGAAUAAUAGCAAAUAAAAGAAGAAAAUAUCAAAUUAAUUGUCUUUUAGUUACCUCUUAAUUCAAAAUAAUUUUAUCUACAAUAUCUGCUUUGAAUUAUAUAUAUUUGUAUAUUUUUCUACCAAACUUAGCAGGAUAGUACGGAAACUUCGAAAACUCUGUAUGGCACUCAGUAAAUUUACUACUCAAGAACGAAGACAUUUCAGUUGCACUUCGCCAAAUUCUUGGAAAUUUAAAAAACGACAUUUUUGUAAAUAUAUACACAUCUAUAACUACAUAUAUAUUAUAUUAUAUAUGACAGUAUAUAAUUUUACAUAAAAAAGCAUAUACUUAGUAUAUGUGUACCAUAUAUGUAUGUAUAGCUAAUAAGAAAAAAUUGAUUACAUUUUAGUACUAGUGUUAAAAAUCAAAAUCAAACUCCAUUACUGUUGACUAAUGAAAGAAAGUCUUAAACUUCAACACAAACAUAUCGAACAUUUUAUGAAUUGCCAAAGUUUUUACUAAUAUAAAUAUGCUGAUAGUGAGUAUAAUUACGAUAAUGAUGUUGAGUAGUGUAACAAACAUUUUUUGCCACGUAACAAUGUAGUGAAUAAUAUAAAUAUUUUUGGAUAAAGAGUUUGUUUUUCACAUUUUCUUAUGUAUUUGUGAAGUAAUGAUUAAAGAUUGAACUUCGUAGGUGCGAUGUGUAUUCUAUGCAAUUAUUUGAGUCGAGUGAGAAACUACUUUCAUAAUUUAAUAAGGAAGAUUUCUUUACAACAAUAAAACAUUCCAGGACAUUUGCCAAAUCAACAGUGAUAAGUAAUAUUACACACAAGCCAACACACACAUACAUGCACAUGUAUACGCAGCAUUUAAGAAAUACACUAGUAUAUAACAGGCAGAAAAUAUAAAAAUUAUAUCAACAAACGGUAAUAAUUUGUAACUUCUUCAUGCAGUCAAUCAAAUCAGCUGUGGUGCUCACUUAUGCCAGGCGCCUAAGACACUUCAGUUUGUAAAUUUAUUGCAAGAACAACAACAACAGUAAUAAUGUGUGGUCUUUUGGUUAAAGCAAAAAUAAAAUGUUGUAACUAACGCAUUUUAACUGUAAAUAUAUGUUUUGUAACUUAACUUAAAUUUAAUACUUAACAAAUUUUAAAUCACAUACAGACUAAUAUACAUACAAACAUGAUAUAUAUGUACAUGUACUUAUGUCAUACAUAAACAUUUAGUUAGUAAAAGGUUGACUGUUGUAAAUACAUACGUAGUUGAGGCGUGGCAACAUAAAGAUGUGUAACCAACUCCGCAGGGGAGUUUUAAUUAAGAAAACAAAAAAAAAAGUAAUCAAAAUGAAAUCAAAAUCCAAAUGUGCGCCAAUCUAACCAAAAAUUACUUCUAAGUACUCGUACAGUCCAAAUUUUCUAUUUAUAAGCCAAUACAUGUCAGAUGAAUAAGGAAAAAAUCAAAAUUUCAGAUAUCUUUGAAAAGUUUAACUAAUAUGUCCGAGCUCAAUUAAGCGCUAAACUAAAUAUUAAAAACAAACAAAAACAACAACAACAAGCAUAUACAUGAAAUGUGUUUUGAAUAUAACUAAGUCCCUAAGUAUUCGUAACUGUAAAAUAAAUAAUGUGUAUUUACUUGCAAACUUAACAAAUUGAAUUAAAAAUGCCAUAACUA